GUGGUCCCCCACCACGACCAGCGCCCCUCCCUCGCACACUUGUCCCUCCUCGUGCCGUCAGUCGUCCUUCGCGGGUAUCGGCUUUCGUCUAGAUUCUCAUAAUAUUAAUAGUAAUAAUAAUAAUAUUAAUUCUAAUAAUAAAACUAAUAAUACCAAUUGUAAGAGCAGUACAACCUCGUCAUUUAUGAUGGCGUCAACAACCGCUGACGUCAUCAUUGCGAAUGCGGCGGCGGCCUAUGGGGGGGGGGGGGGGGGGGGGGGGGGGGGAAGGCGGGGGGGGGGGGGGGGGGCAGCGACGCGAUUGGCGCAUGCAUCUGCCGCCGCCGCCGCCGUUUCUUGCGGCAGGCAAAAGCCGGCGGCGGGAAAAGAGGGAAGGGGAGGAGGGGGAGGGGGGCUGAAGCGGGGGAAAGUAGGCGGAGCGAACUGCACGGCGGGGGCCGCCGGGGGGGGGGAACUGCCAUGGAGGAGGGCGAUGAUGAUGACGGUGAUGACACGUGUCCCGACGGCGACGAGGAGAGGUUAUCUUAAUGAGAGUGGUCAUGCGAGUGGCAGAGAACGAGGGAGCCUUCUAUCUUCUUUCUGCUGGUCGGUUAGUUCCGCCUCGAUUGAUGGGCUUCGCGGAGAGAGACACGUGUCCUCUUCCGCUUCAGGAACGCAUUGCCCGAGGUGGGAGGGAGGACGCUACUUUGUCCAACGACGACGACCGGGGCGAGGAGGAGGAGGAAGAGGGAGGCGGCCGGGUGGCGCUGCUAUCCGACGUGGCAGUGGCAAUCCCGAUCCCAAUCCUCAUACGGUUGGCGGCCUGUCCGUUCGAGGCUACAUUGAGCGGGAAAAAGGAUUCGGCGACCUGGUCAAUCGAGCAAGAGGUGCCCUCCCUGUGAUUGGUCUGCUAUCGAGGAUCUUAACGGCUGAAGGAGGAGUGGGAGCUGAUCAGCUGCGCUUCCCUGAGUUCGCUACGAGGGUGUCUGCCAAUUCAUCGUGGAAAUUGACGCAGGCGUUGUACGAUUUGAGAACAAUCCACGGAGAGAGAGCGAAAGUAAACCAUGUUUUGCUAUGGUGUUGGGUCGCGGCCAUUGGAGGGGGACUUGUGCUCAGCGACGACAUCUUGCUUGGGGCAGCGCGGUUACGUGUAUCCAACGACCUUGAAUAUGAGAUCGACAAUUUCGAUUUGUUGAUGGAUGAAGGAGCAAAGAGGCGCGCAAAAUCCAAAGCGAAGGCUGCGAAGCUUCCCCUGGAGGCUCGUGCUGCUGUGGCUCUUGAAGCGAUUUCCAAAUCGUGUUUAGGUGAUGACGGCAUGAAUGAACGUGACAUGGAACUGCUGGAUGUUGUCCUUGGAGAGGUGUUUCCGACGGUCGACAAGGCGGUGAUUAAAAGAAUGCUGACAGCACAGAUGGCAGAGGAAGAGCAAGUUCGCCGAAACAAGCACAGGAUGGAGGAGGAGAAGAAAAGCGGAAAAGAAGAGAGUGAAAUGGCAGGCGGCAGCAGCGGGGUGUCGGCAGCAGCAGCAUCUACGGGAUAAGGAAAGAGGCGUUGAACGGGCAGUUGAUGAGGGGAUUUCCUUUUGGGUGGAAAAAAGUUCAGACUUGAAAGCAAGCCAGAAUGCUUCCAGCAGUUUGAAUGAGAGAGAGAGGGAGGGAGGGAGGGAAGGAGGGAAGGAGGGAAGGAGGGAAGGAGGAGGGGGGGGGGGAAGGGAGGGACCCAUAUGCGAUUCAGUCUCUGUUGAACUGAUGCUGUCUUUUUGCUUUCUUAUUCCGAGUAAAUGCAUUGCAUCGUCUUUUACGUGCGCCGCUGCCACCACUGCUGCUGCUGCUGCUGCAGCAGGAGUUUUAAAACCCAGUUGUGUUAUGUCCUGAUUUUGGGGAAAUCCCUAGACAGAGGUAGGGUGUUUACAGAGCGUGCAAGUUGUAGGAGGUCAAGUGCCAUCCACUUGGGUUAAUAGUAACUUAAAAGUUGAUACCCACAGGAAUGGCUUGGCAGUGGCUCGGAGUUGGGAGGUGAAAAUUUUUCUUAAGGAGGGGUGAAAUUUUUUCUUAAGGAGGGGUGAAAAUUCUUCUUAGGGAGGGUGAAAAUUCUUCUUAAGGAGGGGUGAAAAUUCUUCUUAAGGAGGGGUGAAAAUUCUUCUUUAGGAGGGGUGAAAAUUCUUCUUAAGGAGGGGUGAAAGUUCUUCCUCGGACGGAGAGCAAGAGAAUUGUACUUGAGCAGACGUGUUCCACAUGCCCACCUUAGCGAAUGGAAGGUAGAUCAGGCACGGUAGCUUCCUUCUUUUCUCAUCUUGUUGAAGUAAUGCUGUCGUGAAGGCUAAUGAUUUCUGAGAGACCCUUGCAGGCCUCGUGACUCUUGAGACACGUGGAAGUUGUGACAAGCGAGAGUCUGGAGGUAACCCAGUUUGCAUGCUGCUCCUGUGGGAACAAGCGGGAGAGGAGGUACUUGCAGGAUUGGUCCCAGGAUAACAAAAGAUGGAAGUUCAUGCAUGGAACUAAGGCUUUUUGUGCAAUCGGUCUCUGCAAGAAUGAAUGGUCUUGACCAUU
Messenger RNA from Chara braunii, 2528 nucleotides. NCBI's taxonomy places the organism in Eukaryota, Viridiplantae, Streptophyta, Charophyceae, Charales, Characeae. The record is from the annotation of a GenBank genome assembly.